CUCCUUUUCCCUUCACACCUCAGAACCAUGUCAGGGUUUUUGGACAGCAUCCGCUGCGGAGACUGCGAGUGCAAUGUGGACUGGGGAGAGAGGCGAAACACCAUUGCAUCUAUAGCUGCUGGAGUCCUGGUAUGUUCUACUCUACUAUCACAUUUGACAACUUUACAUCACUGUAAAGUGAGAAAGAAGGCGUAUUCCUAAAUCCUAAUCCAUAUUCCUGCAGUUCUUCACUGGUUGGUGGAUAAUCAUUGAUGCAGCUGUGAACUAUCCCGAUGAGGCAACUUUCCAUCACGCCUAUCACACCUGUGGAGUCAUCGCUACUGUGGCCUUUCUCAUGUAAGUCACGCUGUUGUGAAUGUGUCCACCAAGGUUGGGGUCAGUCCCAUUUUGAAUUCAGUCUGUUGAAAUUCUCCUUGAAAAUAAAUUGAGCUUUUUAAUAUUUUGUCUUUGGUACUUAUCUAGGAUCAAUGCUGUCUCGAAUGGCCAGGUGAGAGGGGACAGCUACAGUGAAGGUUGCAUUGGACAGACAGGUAUGAGAUAAUGGAAUAAUCCUAACUGCAUUCCUUCAAGUUAAGAUUCAGCCCUAAAUGCAAAAUGAUGUAGAUAAGUUAAGCUCUGAGCUGCGGCGCUCGCUUUAUGUGUAUGGAUUGUUUUGACCUUUGCAGUAACAUGAUUGACCUAAUUCUGUGUUUAAAUUAUGUUUUCCCAAAAUCCAGAAAAUCCCAAGUGAUUACAUACGUUGAAACUAGUUCAGUGGAGUUUCCCUCUCUCUCUCUCUCCCUGUAGUGCUGUACUGAAACAGCUGCAAAAACGGGAGCCGUGACAUUGCUGAAUGCAGGCCUCGCUCUGUGGACAAGCUCUUUGUUUUAUUGAAAGCGUACGGCCGAAUGAGCUAUUUUUGUCAAAAGUACUAUCAGUUUUGAGUCAGGGAAUGUGUACUUUUCCGACAACGUGGAAAAAGAGAUGGCAGCAAGAGUAAAGCUGGUGUUCGGUGCUGGCUUUACAUUAUGCAGGAAAUCAAGGGAAGAAGGCACCAAAUUUCACGUUUUUCCGAUAAAAGAUACGGAGAGAUGCAGAAGAUGGUUAAUAGCAAUUAGAAAUAGUAAAUAUGACGUAAAUACUCCUGCAGCCCACUUUGCAUCGCUGUGUGUGUAGCAAGCACUUCAGUGACGAUGCAUAUGAACGAGAUAUGCAAACUGAAAUGAUGGGGACAGAAAACUGAAGGAUACAGCUGUUGCUGUAUUUCCAUGGGCUGGAUCUGGCGCAGUGCCAAAAUACAAAGGCACGUUUGAGAAGAGAAAGCGACAAAGCAAGUGUGCCUAGCCUGAUUCUUGACAUUCGAGGUGUUCUAAUUGUGUUAUUAAUUGCACCAUAUCAUGUAGACAAACUUUUGUAUAUAUAGUGUAUGCGGACACCCCUUCAAAUUAGUGGAUUCGGCUAUUUCAGCCACACCCGUUGCUGACAGGUUUAUAAAAUCGAGCACACACACAGCCAUGCAAUCUCCAUAGACAAACAUUGGCAGUAGAAUGGCCUUACUGAAGAGCUAAGUGACAUUCAACGUGGCACCGUCAUAGGAUGCCACCUUUCCAACAAGUCUGUUCGUCAAAUUUCUGCCCUACUAGAGCUGCCCGGUCAACUGUAAAUGCUGUUAUUGUGAAGUGGAAACGUCUAGCAGCAACAACGGCUCAGCCGCGAAGUGGUAGGCCACACAAGCUCACAGAAUGGGACUGUGUAGCACGUAAAAAUCAUCUGUCCUCAGUUGCAACACUCACUACAGAGUUCCAAACUGCCUCUGGAAGCAACAUCAGCACAAGAACUGUUCAUCAGGAGCUUCACGAAAUGGGUUUCCAUGGCCAAGCAGGCGCACACAAGCCUAAGAUCACCAUGCACAAUGCCAAGCGUCGGCUGGAGUGGUGUAAAGCUCUCCGCCAUUGGACUCUGGAGCAGUGGAAACGCGUUCUCUGGAGUGAUGUUUCACGCUUCACCAUCUGGCAGUCCGAUGGACAAAUCUGGGUUUGGCGGAUGCCAGGAGAACGCUACCUGACCCAAUGCAUAGUGCCAACUGUAAAGUUUGGUGGAGGAGGAAUAAUGGUCUGGGGCUGUUUUUCAUGGUUUGGGCUAGGCCCCUUACCUCCAGUGAAGGGAAAUAUUAACGCUACACCAUACAAUGACAUUCUAGACGAUUCUGUGCUUCCAACUUUGUGGCAACAGUUUAGGGAAGACCCUUUCCUGUUUCAGCAUGACAAUGCCCCCGUGCACAAAGCAAGGUCCAUACAGAAAUAGUUUUUUGAGAUCGGUGUGGAAGAACUUGACUGGCCUGCACAGAUCCCUGACCUCAACCCCAUCGAACACCUUUGGGAUGAAUUGGAACGCUAACUGCGAGCCAGGCCUAAUCGCCCAAUAUCAGUGCUUGACCUCACUAAUGCUCUUGUGGCUGAAUGGAAACAAGACCCCGCAGCAAUGUUCCAACAUCUAGUGGAAAGCCUUCACAGAAGAGUGGAGGCUGUUAUAGCAGCAAAGGGGGGACCAACUCCAUAUUAAUGGCCAGGAUUUUGGAAUGAGAAGUUCGAUGAGCAGGUGUCCACAUACUUUUGGUAAUGUAGUGUAGGCUUAGGUGCACUACAUGUUAGCAUAUGUGCCCUAUGUAUUUUUGACGGGGGGGGGGGGGGGGGGGGGGAGGGUUGAGAGACAAUAGACAUUGUGUCACCUUGCAUUGCAGAAUAGAAUAUCCCUAAAACAUUGUGGUCCCGCUCAUAGAGGUUUAUGAAAAGUGAUAAUUCAAUAAAGUAAAGUAGCUACUAACUCGUUAGAUGACUGUCCAUUUGGCCCAGCUGGAACAGGGGUGCGUCUCCAAUUCGUUUUCGGAAUAUAAAAACAACUUUACAGGACACCGGAGUUUGUGGGUAGCAAAAUAUGUGUAUGCGACCAAUACAAUUUCAUUUGAUUCUAAAUCCCCUUGAUUUCAAAAAGUAAAUGAACUGCUCCUCAUCAUUAUGUUCCUCCAUUUCUGUAAGAAUUGUAGUCACAUAGUCAAAUUGUCUGCAGUACAAACAUUCCUCAUUCGCGGCAUUGGAGCGUAAUUGCCACAACUGGACCACCAGUCUGUGUUGAUCCUGGAGAUGGGUUGACGCUGUGGUCCAGCUACUGCUAUGCUUCGGUAGCUAGAGCAGCCGCGGUCAUCAGAAGCUCAAUUUGCCUUAAUUCUUUGUCCGAAUACUCAGGCUCAAAUAAAUACGGUUCAACAACACUGUCGGCACCCCUCCAGUAGUUUUCUUCGUCACUCGCUAAUAUUUCCUCAUCAGACAUACAGUAUAUUUGUAGGUUGUUGAUUCCUUUUUUAUAACUAAUGUGUAACGCUGUCUUCUCUUCUCCACCGGAAAAAAAAAGUGCGUCUGUGAAUAAGGGCAUUACGUGCAGUUUCUACGUAGCUUGGAUUUCCCAGAGAGCGCACAUGCACAAUUGUUACCCACCGCCGCUGCUGUGGCGGUCGGCUACAUAAAAUAAUAUAAGAUAUUCGCAAAUGUUUUUUGUAGUACUUUGGACAAAAAGCUAAUUCGGCCGUACUCUUUCAAUAAAACAACCAAUUAAUCCACACUGGGCGGAUUUCUGAAUCAUGAAUUCACUGGCAACGGAGCAAAGCGAGGCCUGCAUCCAGCAACGUCACGAGUCAUAUGACCCAUUUUUGCAGCUCUUUUAGCACAGCACUAGGGAGAGAGGGCAAACUCUACUGAACUAGUUUAAAUGUAUGGAAUCACUUGGGAUUUUCUGGAUUUUGGAUAAACUUCUCCUUUAAUUGGAUUUUGGGGGCCCAGAAGCUGGUUGACUUCUGUUGUGACUUUUUGCUCUUACAAUACACACACACACACCCACAUACAGUUGAAAUAAAAGAUAGAGCUUCAGACCCUAAUGAAUCCCUUCCACCUCGUUGUAUCACUGAUUGCAGGAGCUCGUGUGUGGCUCUUCAUUGGCUUCAUGCUGGCGUUCGGCUCGCUCAUCGCUUCUAUGUGGAUCUUGUUUGGAGGCUUCGUAGUGCCCAGUAAGUCCAGCAUUCCCACUCAGCAUGUGAUUAUUAUGUACCCCAAACUAAUAGCUCAUCGACAUUGAGCGGUCACUGUGCAAAACAUGGUAAAGAAUGAUAGUAAAGGUAAUUUUUUUCGGUUCUCAGAGAAACCUGUUGUGUAUCCUGGUAUUGCGGUUUUCUUUCAAAAUGCAUUCAUUUUCUUUGGGUAAGUAUUCUUCAACUUUUCUUCAUGUUUUACCUUAAUUAAAUGUUGUUUUCUGUUAAGUUAUAUGUACUAUAGGUAUUCCCUUGGAAUGUAUUUCUGGCCUAGUAGUGCAUACGUCACUUAAAUGUAUUAUAGUCUAAAAUGAACUAUAAUACCUUCAACUGUAACUACAUUACAAUACAUUGUCUAAAAUGAACUAUAAUACCUUCAACUGUAACUACAUUACAAUACAUUGUCUAAAAUGAACUAUAAUACCUUCAACUGUAAUACAUUACAAUACAUUGUCUAUGCUAGUUAUUUUCUCUAAAUAGACACCCACUCUUUCCUUGCAGGGGCUUGGUGUUUAAAUUUGGACGCACUGAAGACUUGUGGCAAUAA
Molecule: messenger RNA, 4604 nt
Organism: Coregonus sp. 'balchen'
Lineage: Eukaryota; Metazoa; Chordata; Actinopteri; Salmoniformes; Salmonidae
Source: the annotation of a GenBank genome assembly